AUGAAGGUUACAGUCUUUGUCAUGACAUUCUUGACCGUGACGAUUCAAGCUAGUAAUAAUCCUGAGACUGACAUGCAAGUUUCAUCAGCAGCACAGAACAAUCAGGGAAAUGUUAAGAGUGUAACGUCGGGUUUGACAAACUUGACGGAUCAGUCGAUACGUCCAUCGACCAAUUUCAGUGAGCCAACGUUUGCUCCUACGGCGGUAUCAACAAAGCAUAGUGGCUUACCAUCAACAUCAACGACGACAACGUCGAUGAAUAACAAAAAUGGAACGCAUAUAACGAAGCCUGCAAGUAUCGUAGGAGUAGCGUACGCUACGACACGGGCAGAGUUUGAAGCUGAGAAAAGUACGAGCUAUAACGCGAGUGGCAAAGCUACUGUGCCUAUUGUCAUCAUUGGUUGCUUGGUUGGAGUGCUUGGUGUGGUGGCUGCUACUGUUAUUGUGAAAAAGCAUAAGGUGGUUAUUGCAGAAGCAAAAGGUGAGAGAGAAAAAGUCGUAGAAGUAGAAGAAGAGGAAGAGGAAGAGACGAAUUACUCCAAUGCUAUUCAUACACCCGGUGUGACCAAAACAACGCACUCCCAUGCGAUUACUACAUCCGAUGCAGUAGAAGACGAGACGAACUGCUUUGACGACAUCAACGGACAUGCCAUAUAA
Peronospora belbahrii is the source of this 657-nucleotide messenger RNA. The record is from the annotation of a GenBank genome assembly. Lineage: Eukaryota; Oomycota; Peronosporomycetes; Peronosporales; Peronosporaceae.